UACGUGCGCGUGAUGUGGCUUGUCCCUUUGCCGGCUCCGCUCCUCCUCAAAUAUUCUCGCCCGCCUCCUCAUUCCUCCCCAACCAUCUCAUUCCUUCCUUCCCCCCACCUUCUUCCGAGGUCCUUGCUCCCCCCGGCGGCAGCUCGCACCUUGCAAGGAACACCCAGCGCCCAGCUCUGCUGUGUUUGGCGGCGUGCCACCAGAGGGAGACCCGGCGGUUAGCUGCUAACUGAAGUGGGCGGCCAGCUAGCGACUCGCUCUAGCUAGCUUCUGGUUCUGGCCCCUGCGCUGCGGCGUGCACGCCAUGGCUCAGGAGGACGUCCACCUGGACGACGCCGGGCUGGCCCUGGACCUGUCCCUCGGCGGCGGCGGAGCCUCUGACGCGGCGCGGCGGCAGGGCACCGGCGGCCGGCUGGGCAGGGACGCGGCGCGGCUGCCGCCGUCGCCGCGCGCGCUGGAGCCGUCGCUGACGCUUAGCAUGCCGGACGAGGCGACCGCGACGGGGUCCGGCGGCGGGGCCGCGCACAGCGUGUCGUCGCCGCCGGCGGCGGGCGUGAAGAGGGAGCGCGUGGAGGAGGCCGACGGCGAGCGGGCGUCGUCGACGGCGCGGGCCGAGGACGACGACGACGGGAGCACGCGCAAGAAGCUGCGGCUGACCAAGGAGCAGUCCGCGCUCCUGGAGGACCGCUUCAAGGAGCACAGCACCCUCAACCCGAAGCAGAAAGUCGCGCUGGCGAAGCAACUGAACCUGAGGCCACGGCAGGUCGAGGUGUGGUUCCAGAACAGGCGAGCAAGCCGCGCGCGCAGGACGAAGCUGAAGCAGACGGAGGUGGACUGCGAGUUCCUCAAGCGCUGCUGCGAGUCGCUCACCGAGGAGAACCGCCGCCUGCAGCGGGAGCUGCAGGAGCUCCGCGCGCUCAAGUUCGCCCCGCCGGGGCCCGGGCCGCCGCCGCCGCCCGCCACCGCGCCGGCGCCGUUCUACAUGCAGCUGCUGGCCGCCACGCUGACGCUCUGCCCGUCCUGCGAGCGCCUGGGCGGGCCCGCCGCCGCGGCCAAGGCCGACCCCGGCCGGCCCAAGGCGGCGGCCCCGGCGCACCACUUCUUCAACCCCUUCACCCACUCCGCCGCCUGCUGAUCAUCUCAUCUGCACGCGCGUGCAUGGUGACCACCAGCAACAACACAGAGCACCGCCACUGCCACCACGUACACGCCAUCCAAACCACCUCGCGUACGCCACAAGUAACAUGAUGAUCCAUCCUCCCCUCUAGCUAUUUUCGUGAUCAGGGGGGAUGGGGAUUAAGUAAGAUAGCUAGUUACUGUUCCCAUCUUCAGCUAAUCCAACCAAUCAUAGGCUUUGAUACAUAGGGGUAGUCAAAAUAGCCAAUCCAUCCAUGUAUAUUUUUGGGCAUCCAUGCUGUUUCAGGAGCACUACUCUUCGGUUUUCUUUCAUUCACAGGUUGGAGUACGUAUUCAUAUGCCGUUGAUCAGAGGGCAGUUAAGUACGUAACCGAGUGGUAGUACUAGUACAAUUAUACUGUUAUUACUGUACAAAUCGACGACCAUUAGAUUGAGAUGCUUCUAGUCGAUCUCCUUCCUGUUUUUAUACAUGUACAUAUGUUCACUCUUAUGCCCGAAGAAAACGAGAGCUUCCCAGACCAU
Molecule: messenger RNA, 1659 nt
Organism: Panicum virgatum (switchgrass)
Lineage: Eukaryota; Viridiplantae; Streptophyta; Magnoliopsida; Poales; Poaceae
Product: homeobox-leucine zipper protein HOX19-like
Exons: 3
Coding region: 305-1135 (276 amino acids)
Biological process (GO): regulation of DNA-templated transcription
Molecular function (GO): DNA-binding transcription factor activity, RNA polymerase II-specific; sequence-specific DNA binding
Source: RefSeq, a predicted model, not a curated record